AACAUCCUUAGAGACUCUCACAAAAGAUAAAUCAGCGGGGGAGCAAAUGGAGCAGCAACAGAAACAGAAGAUUUCUGGAGUUCGGGAACAGUCACAGAACCUGUUGACCCACAUCACAUCGGUAUUUGCUGAACUGCGCCAGAUUCUCAAUGAGGAAGAGCAGCGCUUUCACAAGGAACUCCGGGAAGAAGAGGAGAGCGUUCUAAACCCAAUGGAGAAUAAUCUACGAGAGAUUCAAGAGAAGUUAAACUCUAUUCAAGAGCAACUCCUAAAGCUGCAGGAGCGGAUGAAUCAAAUGGACAGUUUGAUAUUUCUGAAGGUAAGGAGUUACAUAUUCACUUUGAUUCAGUAUAAGGGCACAAUCACAAAAUAG
This is a messenger RNA of Amblyraja radiata (thorny skate), 373 nucleotides long. RefSeq names its product nuclear factor 7, brain-like. The coding region runs from base 47 to 373 and encodes 108 amino acids. The transcript is spliced from 2 exons. The record is from RefSeq and is a predicted model, not a curated record. Lineage: Eukaryota; Metazoa; Chordata; Chondrichthyes; Rajiformes; Rajidae.